This is a messenger RNA of Pleuronectes platessa (European plaice), 2730 nucleotides long. RefSeq lists its product as uncharacterized. Lineage: Eukaryota; Metazoa; Chordata; Actinopteri; Pleuronectiformes; Pleuronectidae. The record is from RefSeq and is a predicted model, not a curated record. Gene Ontology annotation, biological process: DNA integration. Gene Ontology annotation, molecular function: nucleic acid binding.
AUGCAAGUGGACACAGGAGCAGCUGUAUCCUUGGUGUCUGAGGUUGUAUACAAGGAGAAACUACAUCACCUCACACCACAGCCAACGAAGAUCACGCUGAAAACGUACACUGGUGAGACUGUACCAGUGAGAGGAAUCUUGACUGUAACAGUGAAGCUCAACAAACAGAUGGUAAAGCUACCACUCUACAUUGCGAAGGGCAGUCAGCCAGCUUUGCUAGGACGCACGUGGCUGGAAAAGAUCAAAUUAAACUGGCAGGAAAUUCAUAUGGUUGCAAAAGUUGAGAACAUAAACCUUCAAGGAAUAUUGAGGAAACAUGCUGAAGUGUUCAUAGGAGAACUUGGUAGUAUGAAGGACAUAACAGUUAAAUUGACAGUGAAACCAAACAGUAAGCCCAAAUGCUUCAAAGCCAGGCCUGUUCCAUAUGCCAUAAAGCCAAAAGUUGAAGCUGAACUAGACAAACUAGUCAAGAGUGAAGUACUGGACCCAGUAAGUGUUAGUGAAUGGGCUACACCAGUUGUUCCAGUCAUGAAGAAAGACGGAUCCAUCAGACUUUGUGGCGACUUCAAAGUCACUGUUAACCCUGUCCUGACAGCUGAACAGUAUCCAUUACCCCUCAUUGAUGAUCUGUUUGCUGGUUUAGCUGGAGGACAGAAAUUCAGUAAGAUAGACUUAUGUCAGGCCUAUCUUCAAAUGCAUGUUGACGAAGAAUCACAAGAACUGUUGACAAUAGUGACUCACAAAGGACUGUUCAGGUACCGGAGGCUUCCCUUUGGGAUCACCUCAGCCCCGGCCUUGUUCCAGAGAGCUAUGGACCAGAUACUGAGUGGGCUCACCGGUGUCCAGUGUUACCUCGAUGACCUUUUCAUCACUGGUAAAGACGAACAGGAGCACCUGAGAAACCUCGACGCUGCACUAAAGAGACUGGAGGAGUACGGACUGCGGGUCCGGACGGACAAAUGUGAGUUUUUCCAGUCUUCAGUUGAGUACCUGGGCCACAUUAUCGACGGCGCUGGGCUGCACAAGGCACCAUCUAAGGUAAAAGCUGUCGAGGAAGCUCCAUCCCCACAAAAUGUGAGUCAGCUGCGAUCAUUUUUGGGACUACUGACGUACUGUGCAAAAUUUGUGCCGAACCUAUCAAACAUGUUAAAACCACUGCAUGAACUGUUGAACAAAAAAAAAAGAGCCUUAGUCCAUUCAGAAGCCCUCACACACUUUAACCCCGACUUGCCAUUACAGUUAGCGUGUGACGCAUCGCCUUAUGGUGUUGGUGCUGUGAUCUCACACAUAAUGCCAUCAGGUGAAGAAAGGGCAAUUGCUUUCGCAUCACGGACUUUAAGCAAAGCAGAGAGCAAUUAUGCACAGAUAGAGCGCGAAGCACUCUCUAUAAUCUUCGGAGUUAAGAAAUUCCAUCAGUUUCUGUUCGGAAAACGAUUCACGCUGCUCACAGACCAUAGACCACUCACUUCCAUCUUUGGUCCCCACACUGGAAUUCCAUCGCUCGCAGCCAGCCGCAUGCAGCGAUGGGCAUUACUAUUGUCUGCUCACCAGUAUGACAUCAAGUACAGAAGAGCUGAGCAGCACUGUAAUGCAGACGGCCUCUCAAGGCUCCCCUUACCUGUCUCACACACGAAGCACUCCGAGGCUAAAAUCUUCUACUUCAAGGAAGUGAGCAACGCCCCAGUUACCUCAGCCCACGUGAAGAAGUUCACCCGCACUGACCCAGCGAUGUCUGAGGUCAUGGACAUCAUCACUCAUGGGAGAGAAAGAGAGCUGUCAGACAGCCUAAAGCCUUACCUGGUGAGGAGGAACGAGCUCACAGUGCAGGCUGGAUGCUUGUUAUGGGGUUUUCGAGUCAUCAUUCCGCCGCCACUGAGAAAGCAGGUGCUUGAGGAACUCCAUUCAGGGCACUGUGGAAUGAAGGAGAUGGCGCGUAGCUACUUUUGGUGGCUAGGCUUAGAUGCAGCUAUCGAAGACAGGGUCAGGUCAUGUUCUGCAUGUUAAAAGAUGAGAAACAUGCCUCAGCUAGCGCCACUACACCCAUGGGACUUCCCAGAGGAGCCUUGGCAAAGAAUUCACAUAGAUUUUGCAGGUCCACUGGAGGAUCGUAUGUUCUUAGUCGUAGUUGACGCACACAGCAAAUGGCCAGAGGUCGCCAUAAUGAGGAGCACUUCAUCAGGGAGAACCAUCGAGGAGCUACGGUCCAUCUUCAAUCGCUUUGGAUUACCUAUGCAACUAGUUAGCGAUAAUGGCCCCCAACUGGUAUCUGAAGAGUUCCAGUCAGUCAUGGAAGCAAACGGAAUUCAGCACAUCAAGUCAGCUCCCUAUCAUCCCGCCACAAAUGGCCUAGCGGAAAGAUUUGUGCAGAUGAUGAAGCAAGCUCUAAAAUCAUCACAAGGAAACGGAACGCUCAACAAGCGCCUAAGCGCCUUCCUAUUGACCUACAGAAACACCCCCCAUGCUACAACCAAAGUGGCCCCCGCGUCAGCCAUGAUGAAAAGACAGCUUCGCACACGACUUGACCUUCUGAGACCACUGAAGACUAAGCAGGUCGUACAGACACAACAGAGAGCACAGGUGGAGAGACGGAGCAAAGCGAAAGACAGAAGCUUCAGAGCUGGUGAAAGAGUUCUUGCUCAGAACUAUUGCAAAGGUCCAAAGUGGAUACAAGCAACAGUUGUCGCACAAACAGGCCCUGUGUCCUACACAGUUUUAACACUAGCAAACUAG